AUGGGUUUUGCCCAACUUAAAGCACUUUUGACCCGUGGAUUGGUGCACACCUUCUUUGGUAAGGCUGCUCACCUUGUUGACAACACCAAUCACCAGGGCCACUUCCAAAAGGUGUUGACUGCCAUUGUGAACUUCUGUAUAUACUCCAUUGCGUUUGGCAUAGUAGUAGAAAUGGUGAUGAUGUACCCAAUUCAGAGACGCAAGUACAGGGAUGGGAUCAAUAAUCUUUCGGUGUUUCUCAUAGGAAGAAUACCAAUUGCCAUGCCAACAGUGUUGUCAGUGACAAUGGCCAUAGGCUCUCCCCGGCUGUCAAAGCAAGGUGCUACCACAAAGAGGAUGACAGCAAUAGAAGAGAUGGCUGGAAUGGAUGUUCUUUGCGGUGACAAGAUUGGGACUCUCACCUUCAACAAGCUUACCGUGGACAAAAGCAUGAUUGAGAUAUUUUCAAAGGACGUGGACAGUGAUGUGGUGAUUCUGCUUGCGGCUAGGGCUUCCCGGGUUGAGAAUCAGGAUACCAUUGAUGCCUGCAUUGUGGGAAUGUUGGCUGACCCCGGUGAAGGCAAGAUCAGAGACAGUUGGAGGACGCACAGUUGAUAAAAGCUUGCGAUGAUCUUCGAAGCAGGGUCAAAUUCCUCCAGAAACGGUCUGAAAGCUGUGACAUACAAGGGCGCAUCAAGUCACUGGAGGAUGCAGUCGCAUGUGCUCUUACAGCUGACAUGGAUGUAACCUAUGGUCAUUAUUGAUGAUGACCAUUUUUGGUGGCCAAGAAUCCAGGUGAGAAGGAGAUGAAUGCAUUGGCGCGUCACUUAUUGAAUUUGCUGAUGCCAUUGGUUCCUUUCUUCUUCAAUGUCCCAUGUGACCCUUUCAAGGAAGCAGUAGAUUUUUGUUCAGGUGGACCCAUUUAGCUUGAAGAAAAGAACCCCCAGUUGACAUAUAUCACGGGCAGUGGCUCAACACCCCUGAUUUUGACGCCCCAACACAGCUUGUCCAAUCACUCGAGCAUGACGCCGAGCAUGUGCAUGCUGUUAUGAUUACCCCAGAGAGAAAGGGAAUCGAUUGAAGAUGGGAAAUGAUAGCAAGGAUAUCUUCUUCAUGUUGCAAGUUGAUGGAGAUUGCGCUCACUCAAAAGGCAACAAUAACAAAUGCUCAUCUGUUACUCUCAUGUUUCAAAUUGGAAGGCUUUAUGGUGGCAGUCCAAUAAACAAUGGAGAAGGAUAUGGGAGCUUUUCCUUGGUGACCCUUCCAAGUCCCUCCCCCUCUCUGUUCGCUCCGGUGCUGUGAUUUCCAUGCCUAAAACCCUGGUGCCAAGUCCUUCAGAUAAACCAAAAUCAAAGAUUGGACUACAGCCUUUACGCCUUGUUAAUCACUCCCAGCGUGGAGGGUCUGCAAAAUCUGAUGUUACGAAGACGUCUAAUGUAGGGAAGCUCCAUGUUCUGAAGCCACCCCGAGAGAGGAAUGGUAUCUCACUAGCUGCAAAGGAUAGCUUGAGUCCUACAAUGGGCAGCAGGGUAGCAAAUAACCCCUCUUGUUGUCACUCCACCAGUUGCUGGAUCUGUUUCUUUGAGGAGUCCAAGGAACAAUCCAACCCUUAAUACUGCGAGCGAGCACCCAUUUUCUAUGUCCAGAUGCCAAUCCAAUGGCGCUGAACCCAAAGCCUUCUGCCAGUCCACUCAUUGCCCAUCUCAUACCCAUUUCCAUACUUACCUUUCAUAACCUCCCAUGCAUGUCAUCUUUUCUUUAAAGCCUAUAAACCACCUUUCUCUCCCAUGCACGACCAGAGGAAAACACUUGUGAUAGCCUGGACCUCGAUAGUGGUGUUGGUGAUACAUGCAGCACCUAGCUGGAAACAACUCUAGCAUUGACUUGUGGAAUCAUAGAGAAUUACCUCACGUAGAUUGCAGUACAAAUGGAAAUUCAGACUUUGGCAGAGACUCAACAUGAUACAGGGUUCUAAUCAAAGCUUGCUCUCGUCCAAAUACUCAAUCCUGUAAACAUCCAUGGGAUCAGUAGUGAAUAUAAGAGGAGGUCAGGAAUGCAGAUGAAAGAAAAUCAUCAUUGAAGUAUUGGGUUGAAUAGUGGGGUUAUCAUGAGAUCAAGAGGCUUAUGGCUUGGUGACAGUAGUUGUGACAUGGACAGAUGAGGGGAUAUGAAAGGCCAGAUUUGAGAGAUGAAGCCUACGUUUCUAUCAAGGACUAUUUUAAUUGAUUCCAUCAAGGUUCUCACGUGUGAGUUAUGGAUGGCAAUGAAUACCUUGAUUACGUGGGUUCAUGGGAUCAACAAUCAUUGGUUAUAUUGAUGAUGGAACGUUGACGGCUUUGGUUGAAGUAAUAAAGAAAGGAAAAUGCUUUGGUGCCCUCUGCCUUCUAGAGAAUGUUCUACCCAAGACAGUUAUAUUUGUGUUCCCAAUGGCAAGCCAGGCCCCACGUCACCACUGUCCGGGUUGAUGAUCAUUCAAGCACCCUUCCUCAUGGAGUGGCCACCUGUGAUCUAAAUCCCAUCCCAUCCCAUCAUCUUUUGACUUAGAAAAUAAUCUUCCCAAACACCAAUCUUGCAAAUGGCUUUUCAAUAUUGUUUUCCAAAUAAUUUUAACUCCUCCAUCUUUCAUCUUUAGCUUUUUCUUUAGGUUCCAAAAAUCCACUUUUCAAAUAAAAUUCGUUGCCAUUUUUCCUUUUGGCCAGCAAUUUUCACAACUCCUCUUUUUUAAAACGUUUUAAAAUAAGCGUUAAUUUAAUUUUGUAAUUCUAAGUGAUAGAAUUUACAAAAUUAAUUAGUGCAAAAUAAACGGGCUUUGGUGGGGGUCCAACAUAUGAGAUUUUAUGAUUGAUGGAUUGAUUGGUUGAUUCGGUUGCCAUAUAUGAUUUAUUCUGCUCUAUGAUAUGCAUGUGACUAUUCCUUAAUUGUGCACUAAUCCCACUUCUUGAUAGCGCAUUGAAGAUCGUUGCCCAGGUACGCAUCUGUUCUUAUUCUGGUCUUGCUCUACGCAUGUUUUGAUACUCAUAUGUGCAUGAUUGAUUUGAGUAUUUACUGAUUUCCUCAUCAUUGCCACACCAGUUUCAUUUUAUUAGUAGAGACCCGAAUUUAGGGACUUAGAGGGGUGCUACGGUCCAUACUGUACCUUCCCGAUAAGUAACCUGACCCCCGAACCCGAUCCGGUUUUUCGUAGAUCACCUUUUCCAAAUAAGGAGUCACACUUAGGGUUUUUCUUUCUUAUUUUGUUUACCCUUUUAAAAAUAAAACAAAAAUAAGUGGCGACUCCAAGUCAUUUUCAAAUAAUCAAUAAAAAUCAAAAUUUUCAAAUAAAAAAAUCGAGUUUCGCCAUCGAGUGGGAAACGCAUCGAGCAAUCGAAAUGCGGGGUCCACACUCUUGUUUUUUCAUAGCUCACCAAAUCCACCAUUAUCCAUUGAAGAUUAAGAAAAAUCAGUAGAAAAACAAAAUCUCUUACUCACAAAAUCCGACCAUUAUCCAUUGAAGAUUAAGAAAAAUCUUAUCUAAAUUCAGCUUCCUCCAACAUAUCAAUAUUAUUAUUUUUUUCAUUUAAAUUUAUGAUCUAAAUCAUACAAGUAAAUGAUGAAAUAUAGAUCAAGAAUGCAACCUUCUAUAUAAGACUUUAUGAUUGAGGAUUAUUUUUCUAUAUGAUGCCGAGAAAUAAUGAAAAUCAAACCCUAUUUUUAAAGAUAAAUAGGGUUAGUCUUGGCAUGCCUUUUUCACACUCUAAAUGUGAAAUCAAACAUGCUCCCAAAUGCUAUAUGCAAUUCUCAAGAGGCAUGGAAAAUAUUGUAUCACUCAUCUCAUUGGCAUGAAAUAAAAAAACAUGGAUUAUUUUGAGAUGGGUACUAUUCUUGUCAUUUUUUUUUCUACCAAUGGAUUAUUUUGAACUUAAACUCUUAUUAUCUAGUAAUUUUUUUUAAACAAUUUUUUAUUCUUUAAAA
Vitis vinifera (wine grape) is the source of this 3930-nucleotide messenger RNA. Its product is annotated as ATPase 9, plasma membrane-type. Gene Ontology annotation, cellular component: plasma membrane. Gene Ontology annotation, molecular function: nucleotide binding; P-type proton-exporting transporter activity. The record is from RefSeq and is a predicted model, not a curated record. Gene Ontology annotation, biological process: regulation of intracellular pH; proton transmembrane transport. Lineage: Eukaryota; Viridiplantae; Streptophyta; Magnoliopsida; Vitales; Vitaceae.